Molecule: messenger RNA, 2520 nt
Organism: Diachasma alloeum
Lineage: Eukaryota; Metazoa; Arthropoda; Insecta; Hymenoptera; Braconidae
Gene: CycB3
Product: G2/mitotic-specific cyclin-B3
Exons: 6
Coding region: 149-1627 (492 amino acids)
Biological process (GO): regulation of cyclin-dependent protein serine/threonine kinase activity; mitotic cell cycle phase transition
Cellular component (GO): centrosome; cytoplasm; nucleus
Molecular function (GO): cyclin-dependent protein serine/threonine kinase regulator activity
Source: RefSeq, a predicted model, not a curated record
CUUCAGUUGUCUCUUGGCAAUGGAAAGCGAAGCAACUGGGACAAUUAGUUGACAAAUAAAUCGUAAAAUUACAGUUUCUCCAUUGUUUGGAGGGCCAGAGACAGCUAAAGAGUUACCCAGUGAGUGAGACGUCGAAGAAGGAGAGAAGAUGGCCCCGACAAAAAUAGUCAAUAGUCAGAAUAAACAUCCAAAUACAGCGAUCGUCAUGAGGAAGGGAAUCACAACGAGAAAUCAGAAGGCAGCGUUGGCCAACAAUCCAGUUAGCACGAAAAUGCCGACGGUCGUUAAGGACUCGAGGAUUAAAAGGAAAGCGGAGGCCUCGCCUCUCAAAGAAAAAACUACCAAACGAUCAGCUCUAGGGAAUAUUACCAAUGCUAUUGGAAAAUCAUUAGGUGUACAAUUACCAGAGGCCAAAAGAGUAGUAAAAAAAUCACAAGUAUUACAACCCGUGAAAUCCUCAGCAGCCCCAGCUCACAAUCUCAGAAACACUGAGAGAUUAGUAGUUAAAACUGACAAUGUGAUACCAGCUAAACCAAAAGUAGCGACACGAGCUAAAGUAGCUAAAAGGGCUGAGGAUCAUGUUGACGUGACAAGUAAAGUAACAAAUGUCAGAAGAAGCCUUGACAUGGAAAAAUCCGAAGAGAGUUCGUUGUACGUUAGCGCUCUCGAGGAUGUGUCUGAGGAAGUGUCCAAGAAGAAUGAUAAAAAUGCUAAACUCCAAGAGAAAAAGGAGAAAGAAAAGCCUCGAGUGGUGAAGAAAGAGUCAAUUGCGGAGCGUUUGGACGCUCCUCCCUCGAGGACACUACCACCAGGAGUCUCGUGGGACUUUGACGUUGAAAACUGGACUGAUCCUUACCAAGUGUCCCCCUAUGCCAUGGAAAUAUUUGAGUAUCUCAAAAGUAGAGAAAAAUUGUUCCCCAUCGGUGAUUACAUGGAGAAACAAGUCUGUUUGUCACGGUGGAUGAGAUCGUUGCUGGUGGACUGGAUGGUGGAAGUCCAAGAAUCAUUUGAACUAAAUCACGAGACUCUCUACUUGGCUGUGAAGCUUGUGGACUUGUAUCUGACUAAAGUCACUGUAGGAAAGGAAACGUUACAACUUUUGGGUGCUGCCAGCUUAUUCAUUGCUAGUAAAUUUGACGAAAGGAUACCCCCCAUGAUUGAAGAUUUUUUGUAUAUUUGUGAUGGUGCUUACAAUCAACGAGAAUUGAUUAGGAUGGAAAUGAAUGUAUUGAAAAUUGUUGAUUUUGACCUCGGAAUUCCACUGUCCUACAGAUUCUUAAGACGAUAUGCGAGGUGUGCUAAAGUGUCGAUGCCAACCCUGACCCUAGCCCGUUACAUUCUCGAAUACUCCUUGAUGGAUUACUCCACGAUAAUGUUUAGUGACAGCAAAAUUGCAGCAGCUGCCCUGCUUCUUGCACUUCAGAUGAAGGAUCUGGGUGGCUGGACACCAACAUUAGAAUAUUACACAGGGUACAAAGUCAAAGACCUCAGGGAAAUUGUCAAAGUGCUCAAUGAAGGACUCCAUAAGAAGCAGAAAGAUGCCCUGGCAACUGUUCGCAAUAAAUAUAGUCACAAGAUUUUCUUCGAGGUUGCCAAAGUACCACUUAAGGAUGUGUUAGAUGUAUAGCCAACUUGAAUGUAAGUACUGCUAGCACAAUUUAUUGUCUGGAAUUCUCGUCGAGAAUUAUUGUUGUAUCAACAUGGAUUAAUUAGAAAAUGCCAUCAGGAGUGAGGAGAAAUCAUCGGGGGGGAAUAAGUCUGAAGUUUUAGGACUUUUUUUUAGCACAAUAAAAUUUAUAUUAUGACAAGGUGGAACAUGACAAAUCACAAUAGUAUAAAAACUUAUAAAAAAAAAAGAGUGAGUUAAUAUGAAAUACCAGAGUGAAAACAAAACAAAAAGAAAAAGAUUCUGCAUGAUCAGACUCAAGACACUUUUGACAUUAUUUAUGAAUUAUUUUUCGUGAGAUAACUAGUAUGCUCAGUAUUUUUAAGUUAUUUUAUUACGAUUUUUUUUCAUCUCCUUUAUUUGUUGAGAAAUCUUUUAACUCAUACCUACAUAUAAACGAAACAAUGUAUUUUCUAGGAGAUUUUUUUCUUUUUCGUCAUUUUUUUAAACUGAUAACAGUCACUCACCUGUCCUUACCUCAUUAAAUGUUGUUAAAUGUGCGAAAAUGUCUCUUCGUACAGACUGAUACCAAGUAAUCACUUGUGGCAUAAACGACGAAUCGCUGAACGGAGAUUCUGAGAAGAGAGGCUGAUGUGACAUUUAAAAUCUCAGAAAUUCUCAAUCCAUUCUUGGAAAUCAUAUUAGUCAAUAUUCAUAAUCAUUUCUGACAUACUUAUGUACAUAUAUGAUGUAAAAAUGACUUCAUCGAGUACAGAGAAUGAUAGACCAUCGAAAUUAGAGAACAUGUGGGCACUAUUUUUAGAUGAUGCAUUAUUUUUAAAACAUGAACAUACUGAUGAGAUUUUAAUACAUUAUCCGCAAGAAAGAGUGAAUAAAAUGACUAUCUACAUGAA